This is a messenger RNA of Nannizzia gypsea CBS 118893, 441 nucleotides long. RefSeq lists its product as hypothetical. The transcript is spliced from 2 exons. Lineage: Eukaryota; Fungi; Ascomycota; Eurotiomycetes; Onygenales; Arthrodermataceae. The record is from RefSeq and is a predicted model, not a curated record. The coding region runs from base 1 to 441 and encodes 146 amino acids.
AUGGAACGAAUCUCGAGGGCCAGGAACAGCGCAAAUCAUAUAGAUCUACCCCAUGCUUCGCCAUCAGCGGCAACAUUAUCGGGCUUGAUGAAAGAAAAGCCGACUGCAGGUGGUACAGGCAUGCGGCACAAAGGCCGAGCGGUUGGUCAUGCUACAGCCUCUUUGUUUUCCACAGAUCUACUCCGUAUGGCUUCUAUGGAGUCCAGAGAUGGCCCUAGCAAGGUGUACCGAGUACUCCGUAGAGAGGGCGGAUAUCCAAGGUUGUUGACCAUGUUUACUCACAACCGGCCCAUGGUCAGCUAUCCGGAGAAGAAGUCGCAUUGCUCCUCACUGAGAGCCAUGGGUCGAAGGAAACGCCAUCGUCCCGUCAGCGCUGGCUGUCAAACCGCAUCUCCAAAUCGUCGCUGUUCGCUCGCAGUUGAUGAAGAGACGUUGAAGUAA